GUCAAAGUGAAGAGCAGGACGGCGUUCAGCACCGCGGAGAGCGGCGUGGCCCAGCGACGUGAGUCCGGUAACAGUAUAUGAAUCGUAUUGCAGUCUGGUCUUCAAUUGCCCAGGAACAACUUACCCAAUGGAGGGCAAAGUUAUGAUUGUUCCUCCAUGAACCAAUUACAUUAUUGUGAAAACGCUGAAGGAGGAUUACUGCUGAUAGUAGUACUACAAUGGGAUUUCGUAUUAGCUCCAUGUCUGGGACAGAACUGAAAAGCACCAGAUUUCAGACGGGUGCAGAGGAGGAAAGACAGUAUCGCACAGCACCCAAUUACAACUAUAAAUGGACUGAUCUACACUGUGAGGCAAGCCGAGGCAACCUUGAAAAGCUUGAAGCCUUGCUCCGUGUUGCAGGUGAGCAGCAGAUCAAUAAGAAGGAUUACUAUGGCAAGAGCCCCCUCUACUGGGCUGCCUAUAAAGGGCAGCGAGCUUGCAUCGAGUUACUACUGGAAUAUGGUGCAGAUGCCAACAGUCAGUGCAAGCAUGGGGCGACGCCUCUCCACGCAGUAAUUGGGCUCUUUCCUGACUGUGCUCUGCUGCUGAUACAGAAUGGAGCAGAUGUAGAUCUUCCUGACAACUGGGGAGUGACACCGAUGUACCUGGCUGCCUGCAGUGGACAGCUUGACUGUUUGCGGCUUCUUGUUCUAUCUGGAGCAAAAAUCACCUAUAGGAAUAAGAACACUGGCGAGGCCCCCAAGCAAUUGGCUUCCAAGACCAGCUUCCUGUCCUGGAUAGAUGGAUAUCGGAAGAACCCACCAUCACUGAAGCAAGCAUGCAGGCUGAAAAUCCGUGAGAUUAUUGGGUAUCGGAGGCUGCAUGCCAUCAGAACAUUUCACAUCCCUCAGUCCCUGAAAAAUUACCUUAUGUUUAAGGACCUCACACUGGAAGAUUCUACAUCAGUACUUGGUUUUUUGUAACUACAGAAGCUCCCAUUCUCAACAUCCAGCGUUACGUUUCAGAUACCCUGAUGUCAGGAUCUCUGACAUUUAAAGUGCCUGUACACUGCUGCUUCAGCUCAGAGCUUGUGAGAUUCCAUCAUAGCAUGUUGCUGAGAAGGCCAUGCUUUAAUUACUUGAUGGAAUUUCUGUUUAUUUGAAUUAUUCAUCUAAAAGAACAGGCUGCUUUCGGCAGAAGAAUGAACAACAAGCACUGUUAGUGCUUCUCGGAAAGAAUAACUUGGGAAAUCAGCAAUGGAUUUAAACACUGGAAAUCAAAGUAAAUCAAAGAGUUUCACCAACAGGAAAUGAGACUGAACACUUGGAAAGACUUCCUGUCAGUGCAGAUGAGCUCUUGGCUGGCCGACUCAUUCCAUUGUGGUGGGACAAACUGGAUGAUGUCAACGGUCUCUGCUGGGCAGCAAAUGAUGUCAACAUGGAUCUAUUAUUAUGCUAUUAUUAUUGUGUUUAAUGUAUUCUCUGAUCACUUGCUUCUUGA
Messenger RNA from Mobula hypostoma (lesser devil ray), 1479 nucleotides. RefSeq names its product ankyrin repeat and SOCS box protein 11-like. NCBI's taxonomy places the organism in Eukaryota, Metazoa, Chordata, Chondrichthyes, Myliobatiformes, Myliobatidae. The record is from RefSeq and is a predicted model, not a curated record. The transcript has 6 exons. Bases 219 to 962 code for a protein of 247 amino acids. Gene Ontology annotation, biological process: intracellular signal transduction. Gene Ontology annotation, molecular function: protein binding.